Molecule: messenger RNA, 960 nt
Organism: Meira miltonrushii
Lineage: Eukaryota; Fungi; Basidiomycota; Exobasidiomycetes; Exobasidiales; Brachybasidiaceae
Exons: 2
Coding region: 209-862 (217 amino acids)
Source: RefSeq, a predicted model, not a curated record
CUUUAAUUAAAAGGGCAACCCCGCAAAAAGAUCAUGCUACUAAACUGUGUGCUCUUGCUCACUCUUUAGUUCCAGUACUAAAAGGGUAAUCAAUUAAGCAAAUGCGCCCGCGCGGAAAUGCAUUUCUUCUCGUGCGGUAACUUGACUUAAGCUUGGCUAAUUUCCGUCAUAAGCGAUAAAGUGCAUUUAUCCGUUACCAUACAAGAUCAUGACAUGGUUACCAACAUGGCUACAGUCUAAGCCAAAGGCAGACACACAAGCAAGAGACAGCGGGGCAAUACAGAACACAAGCGCAUCAUCAUCAACAAGCACCCUCCCAGCUACUGAAGUGCAAACAGAGAUCAUUACUCCACAAACGACCUCCUCGCAAUACGAUAUGAACGAAGAGCAAGAAGAUUUCUUUAGACAUGGUCCAGAGAUGGCAAUUCCAAUGACAGGCGCUACUUUGGGCUUCGUUGCUGGCUUUUACACUGCUGCCACACGAUCAGGAUUGGUAUUCAUGGCAGAGAAUGCACAUAGAAGGCCAAAUACAGUACAAGGAUGGUACUUUUACAACAAAACAAAGAACUACAAAGUGCUGCUAGGAGGAGCAAAGGGUGGCGCAAAAGCGGGCCUGCGUGUUGGAUUAUGGACAUUUGCAUACAUUGCCAUCGAGCAAGGUGUAGAAAAGGUACGCAAUUCCUACAUACAAUCGCAGAACAUACAUCCAAGAUGGAAUGGAAGAUGGAUAGACGGUGCAACUGCAGGUCUGGGAAUAGCAACAGGUGCAUCUAUAUUAUGUGAGUGGCUAUCAAACCAAAGAGUAUAUGCACUCAUACUGACAUCUUCUUCUCUCAAUCAGAUCGCUUACCGGGACAGAUAGCUAGACGAUCACUGCUGCUUGGAACGCUAGCAGGAGCAUCAGUUGGAGGACUAAGACAGCUUCAAGGUGAAUUAGCAGAUGCGAAACUGCAAGAAGCA